Messenger RNA from Nymphalis io (European peacock), 1238 nucleotides. RefSeq names its product ubiquitin-associated domain-containing protein 1 (gene Kpc2). Lineage: Eukaryota; Metazoa; Arthropoda; Insecta; Lepidoptera; Nymphalidae. Gene Ontology annotation, molecular function: protein binding. The coding region runs from base 18 to 1163 and encodes 381 amino acids. The record is from RefSeq and is a predicted model, not a curated record. The transcript has a single exon.
GGAUAUCAACGUACAAAAUGUUAGUCUCAGACUCGGUAAUAACUGGUAAUAACGACAUAUUCGUGAAAAUCGUUAGCCCUGAAGGCCGAAUGUUCACCACCUACUUCCCAGAAGACACUCUUAUUGAAGAAGUCAAGAAUCGUGCCAUAGAAUACUUCUAUCCGACCGGCGAAAAUGGAAUCGGUCGGUAUAAGAUCGUUCGAGUUUGUGACACGACAACGUUACACGAUUUCUUAACACUCGGGCAGGAACAAAUCGCCAUGUACGAAGAGUUACUUUUGAUAGAGAGGCGCGUAUCUGAAGCUGGAACUCUGUGGGACUUGGGAGCGGUCAGAGCUCCCCAAAGUGCAGCUAUCAUAGCCGCGACCGCUUCCCUACCAACUCCGCAAAACACUGUCCGACAACCAAAUUUACAAUCCUUACUUUCGACGAAUGAAUUGUCGUACGAAUUGAGAAAAAUUCUAAUAUCGCUAGUGGAAGCUGGAGCGAGAUUAGCAGCGGCUGGCAGAAAUUACGAACUGACAUUAGCACAGCUUUCUGCAGCGCUGGACGAGCCCCAGCGAACUCAGCAAAUUGUCGUUCAAGUUAUAACACCAGAGGAAAUAGCAGCUAGGCUAAAUGUUCCCGAAUCGGAAGGUGCUUCAACAGCACCGGUUGUCGGAGAUGAACCAUAUAAACGAGCUGAAUACUUACGACGGUUUCUGGAGAAGUUCCGAUUAUGGAGGACGAGGAUCAUGGAGCCACCGAACCCUGAAUCUAUAGCUGCACUUAAAGACCUUGGUUUUUCGUUGGAGGAAGCUGAUUUAGCUCUUCGGUCUACGGGUUCUAAUAUACCAGCUGCCGCGUCUUGGCUGAUCGGUGAACGAGGAUCAAGUGUCUUCGAAUUGAUUAAUGGCUUGCCAGACGGAUCCAUCCUUCAGACUUUAUUAAAGCAACCACAGAUUCAACGUGGUCUGCUAAAUACGAGGAUGUUGAUAGCGUUCAUAGCAAUGGUCGGCCAAACGGGUAAUGCAGCCCUAUGGUUGAACUCUCCUCACGGGAGUCCGUUGCUAUCACAAAUAUCGAGGACUUAUCAUUCAGAGAAAUAUUGCUUCGCUGUAAACCAGUUCUCAGAAAGACAAGAGGCUUCUAAGCCUUCAACUUCAAAGCAGAAGAAACAAUGAACUUCAUUCAAACUUAUUUUAUUUUGGAAGAUUAUAUUUUGAUAUUUCGAAUGUACGUUAAUAAAUCAAAAAUCG